AAUACGUGUUACGUAAGUGAGAGUACGUUCAUACUCUUAAAACUCUGGUUGACUUUGAGAAAAAUAAGUGACUUCAUCGCCUCGUUUUCUCUCAGCUCCGUAGUUUGUAGUGAGACACGGAGAAGAACGAAGCUAUCAUCGAGGAAGUCAAAUCCCGUCGCAAGAUAAGUCAGUAUCAUCGAACCCUGUAACUACCAUUCCUCAGAGGAGGUGGAUUACAUACUUCAACGUGAAGAACAAGUUGUUUCUGCGAUAAAUCUCAAAGCAGACCGUAGGAAAACCUAAGUCAAUCAUGUUAAAUCCCUGUUGCUGCAUCUCCCCCAGAAUUGGGACCUUUUGCCUCGCCAUUGUGGACUUGAUCCUGGUCGUCCCCUUCGCGUGGGACGUCAUUGUUGUCUUCAUCAAACAUUUUGAGAUGGAAUUGUUGGGUGAUCUGAUUUUGGCCGUGUUUCUCGUCUUUUUGGCAAUUCUUCUCCUGGCUGGAGCUAUCCAGAAUUCUCAGGAAAAGGUUCGGCUCUGGCUCACCCUCUGGCUCGUCUUCAUCAUCGUCCUCCUUAUCCUCCAAAUAUUCAGCAUUUACCACGGGGGACGUGUCAAUGUUCGGGCAGGGGGCAGUUUGGGAGCUCUGUUGCUCUUCAUCUAUGAAAUCUGGGUGGUGUACGCCUAUCUCACUGAAUUGCGGUACGGACCCAGCGGAUUGACCUACUGCCCAGCACAAGUCGUCUAAUCAUCUUCGCUUAUUUAUAUUUUAAGCCAAACUUGCUGAUAUGGAUGACUAAUCUGAUCUGUAAUGUCGUGUCUUGCAAAAUAUGGGACACACACACACAAAUUGAACACUGCAUGAGCUAUGCUAUGUACCAUUGUUGUUAUAUUACUAUUACAUUGAAAGGCUACAUACUUAAACAACUCUUCACAUUAAGCUUAUUAAAUUACUUUAUCUUUUCUGUUAUCAUUCUGUGACGCAUAACUAAAAAUCUUACUUAAUUGGGUUGAUUGAGUUGGAAGAAUACCAAGAAGAAGAAUACGACGGGGAGGAGGAGUGUCAAUUCUUAAAUUUGAAUAUUGCCAAACUGUUUUAAUUUAAUUUAAUAAUUUUGUAUGCAAAAAAAACAAAAGAAAACUGGGAGCAGAAUUGUAUUCCAAUCGAUGAUAUUAAUAAUGAGCUUUUACAUAUAUUCAGAUGCUGUUUAUAAACCACAUAACGCGUUUCAUACACACAGAUAUGUUUAAUUUUUUUGGAUGGGUGUAAAUUCGUAAUAAUGUGAUUUAUGAAAAGCGCCUUCAUGCAAAAUUUGUCUGUCACUCUGCCUUUUUGCCAUUCUUGAGCCUGCCAUAAUGCCAUGAAACACAAGUUUGAAACAUACACUUCAAGAAUUUGAGAAAUAAAUAUUGAUAAAGUUUCAAAUAAACAGUA
Folsomia candida is the source of this 1414-nucleotide messenger RNA. RefSeq lists its product as uncharacterized. The coding region runs from base 293 to 727 and encodes 144 amino acids. NCBI's taxonomy places the organism in Eukaryota, Metazoa, Arthropoda, Collembola, Entomobryomorpha, Isotomidae. The record is from RefSeq and is a predicted model, not a curated record. The transcript is spliced from 6 exons.